UCGCCGCCACCGGCCCUGUGGUUUCCCUGCCCCUUGCACAGGGGCGGCUCCUGUUAUGUAAUAUCAGCAGCCCCCAGUGAGACAAGGCGGGACACGCACUGUACAGCUCUGGCCACCUGGAGUCUGUGGGACCGACUGCUGCAGCGAUGGAAGCUCCUUGAGGGCCCCUUUCGAGCAGCCCUAGCCCAUCAAGGGAAAACGGCACCCACCGCUUGGAAAACUGGGGGGUCCUUUCUCCUGCACAUCCCAGAGGAGACCCUUUUCCCUUUUUGCUUCCUCGUCCACCCUCUCCGGCUGCACACCUGACCCAGGCAGCCAGGAAUUCCUGCAGAAACAGAGUUGGGCACCCUCGUGGCUUCAUGAAUGUCUAAUCCAGGCAGCUGCACGCUGCAGAUUCACAGAGCCAGCUCUGAGAACUUUGCUGCCACGGCUAAUUUUGGGGGGACCAGGCUGGAGCAGAGGCUGGGCAGGGCCCGGCCUGACAAAAUGCCCCCUUUUCCACCCCAGCAAGGAUGGGCUCGGGGAACCUUCCUCCCCUUGUACAAUCCCCUGGCAGGGGGGGAACUUGGCCCCCAAGGAGAAAUGGAGCUCACCUGGCAAGAAAUCCUCUCCAUCUCAGAACUGCAGGGCCUUGAGAUGCCAGCUGAAAGCUGCUAUGACCCUGCCUUAUGCGGCCAUGCACAACCAAUGGCGCCACCUCCCAGCUAUGGGCCGUGCACAGAGAUGGGGGACUGUUCGAUUUCCUACAGCCAUCCUGCUCCACCAUACGAGCGCCCCUUCCCAGAAACUCUGCCAGGCCCUUGCACUGUCUACAGCUACACCGGCAUGCUGAUCUCGUCCUCCCUCGAGCCUCCUGGACCUGCCAUUCUGGGCGAAUGUAAAGGGGCACCAGGGAUGGUGCUGGAGAGGGACUUGGCCAGUUGCUAUGGGCCACAAGGCCCUUGCAAGCCCCAGGAGGACUUGGAAUCAGACUCUGGCUUGUCCCUUAACUACAGCGAUGCAGAGUCCCUAGAGGCAGAGGGGCUGGAGAGGGCAGAGUAUGUGCCACUGUACCCCAUGGACCAUGCACCACCCUACCCAAUGUUGCCCCCUGUGCCAGAGUUGCCCUGCGCCAACCCACCCCUGGAACAUUCUUUGGAGAAAGGGCGGAGCCCACGUGGGGAGCUGGUGGGCAGUCGGGACGAGCGGCGGGCCCUUGCCAUGAACAUCCCCUUCCCAGUCGAGAAGAUCAUCAACCUGCCUGUGGACGACUUCAACGAGCUGGUGACACGCUUCCCGCUGAGCGAGCCUCAGCUGGCUCUGAUCAGGGACAUCCGCCGGCGCGGCAAGAACAAAGUGGCGGCUCAGAAUUGCCGCAAGCGCAAGCUAGAGACCCUGGUUCACUUGGAGCGGGAGCUGGAAGAGCUGAGCUGCGAGCGGCAGCGGCUGCUACGGGACAGAGGAGAGUUUAACAGGACCCUGGCGCUCACCAAGCAAAAGUUGGGAGCUCUCUACCACCAAGUCUUUUGCAUGUUGCGUGAUGAAGCUGGCAACACUUACUCCCCUGAAGAGUAUGUGCUGCAACUCGCUGCAGAUGGCGGAGUCUUCCUGGUACCGCGAAAUAACCAGCCAGACAAGCCCAGUGACUGAACAGAGCAGAUUCUCGCGGGAGCAAGUGCAGGGAUUGAAUAGACCCACUUGGCCCAAAAUAAGCAACCCUGCACUGUUUUCAAGGAGACUCAAGGAGCCUCCAAUUCAAGCUUUGAGGCUACCCAAAUAGAGGAGCACGGUCUAUUACAAGCCACAUGGCAAAUGAAUGCAUAUACAUAUUUGUAACUGAACAAAUGCCAUUGCUUCUGAACUUAAAAGUGCUUACGACUGUUAUCUAGGCCGUUCUUUAAACACAACCGAUUUACAGAAUGGGGAGAGGGAAACAGCUCUGGGAGCUUGAAGAAGGCAACUAGAAUCUACCCAAAGAACUAUUGACCUAGCCAAACUAUUCACUUUUGUUAGCUUGACAUUAUUUGCUUCAUCCACACACCAUUUCUAAGGUUAGUCUUUCCCAGAGAUUGUUUAUUGAAGGCAGUACAGUUGUACCUGGGAUCUCAAACAGCUUAGUUGCUGAAUGUUUUGGCUCCCAAACAAUUGAAAACUGGGAGUGUUCCGGUUUUUGGAAGCCAAAUGUCCAGCACAGCUUCCAGUUGGCUGCAGGACUCCCGGAAGGCAUUGUUUGGCAACCAGGCUACGACUGUAUUCCCAGACCAUUAUGGCAGGGAGUGGGGAAGCUCAAGCCAGGGACCAACCAAAUCUUCCUCCAAGCCUCUUUAUAUGGCCCUCUGAAAAUUAUGCAUGGCCUUGUGCUUUAUACCUCAAGUGCUGCCUCAGUGAAACAUGCCCAAGAAUUCUUGCUUACCUCAGUGGAAAGGUUGCAUUGAGUGUGAAAUUUGCCUACUGGCAAGGGGGUUGGACUAGAUGACCCUUGGGUCCCUUCCAACUCUUAAGAUUCUAUUAUUCUACUGUGCAAAAGCAAACUUGCAUUCACUGUUCCUCCUACUUUUGCCCCUGCCUCCACCCACCCGCUGGCAUGCAGCACAAAGACUGAAAAAAGAUCUGUAUGGUGGUGUUAGAUCUGUCUCCUAACAAAAGGUAUAGCAACUUGUUUAAUUCUGAUCAGAAUUAAUUCUCCACCCACCCUGCCUUCCUGGUCUUCGGAAACUACAAGGUCUCUAGAACAGUGAUGGGAAACGUAAGGUCUUCCAGAUGAUGGACUUCAGCUCACAAGCAAGCCUGAUGUUGGGAAUUGGGAGUCUAGCCCAGACAGCCUGUUUCUUAAAUUUACUCUAGAGGGCCAAAUGAAUUAGCACUAGUGGAGUUGAAUCCAGUGUUUCUCAAAAGGGGUUGGCAUACCCUCCAGUGCAGAAUAUUAAGAUUGGGGGUAGGGGAGUGCUUCCAAAAUGUAGGAGCCACAAAAUUUCAACCUAUCUGAAAAUCCAACAGAAAAUGAGGCUGCUUGCAAUCUUUUCAGAAUUAGCCAUAGUCAUGCUCCAUUAAGAGCACACAGGACUCUUCAGACCCCUGUUUCCCCCUCAUUUUGUGGAACUAUGCUUGCUGUUGGCUACAAGCACCACUUCAGGCAUUUGAAGUUAAAUACAAGGCUCAUCCACAGCGCCCUUUUCCCCACAAGUCCCGUAUACAAAUCCAAGGUUUCCCUUUUGCUCAGCAACUUUCGCGAGGAAAACCCAGUUUACUGUUGAAUCAGAACAAACAUCAAUCCACAGAAAAUCCAAUUGAUAUUUGUUCCGAUUCAGUGGUGAACAGUGUAAAGACACCAAAACAAACCACACGCCAGAGACCUGUGCGUAGAAAUGAGACAAAAGGAAGUGAAUGAACCCUUCCACAAAAAAACUGCGAGGAACCAAAACUGGUUCUAUGACCCGUGCUCUGCUAGAAUAAAUUAUGCAAGCCUACUUGACUAAGGCUCAGGAAAGAGCAGAGGCUUUUAAGAACCAGGUGCUGUCCGGGGAUCUUACUGUUGCUUCCAGAUUGUUGAGGUGCAGUACAAAAUUGUUUUAGCCAACUACUUUUUACAAACCUGAGUUUUAGCAGGGAGGCUAGCUUGUGGCUCAAGAAGUUCGAAGCCUCUGUAAAUGCUACACCAGCUUAUUAUGGGACAGGCUUGCACUAGCUCUGGUAGAUCACCCUUUGCUCUUUACCCAUGGAAAUCAACAACAUAAUGUGGUCUCUUAAAAUGCAUGCUGCUUUCCAGAAUUACAGGCCACCUGCAUCCCCCAGAAUAAGUGUACCAGGGUGUUGGGCAGAACACGCUUGUGCAGGAGAGGACUGUGGCAUCAAAAUACAUCUGGCCUGCAAAGCAGCAUGGCCACUCAUAAUGUGUAAAUAAGUUGCACUUAAAUCUUUCUACAGAAUAAACUUGUUUGGUUAAA
Podarcis raffonei (Aeolian wall lizard) is the source of this 3923-nucleotide messenger RNA. RefSeq names its product nuclear factor, erythroid 2 (gene NFE2). Gene Ontology annotation, biological process: regulation of transcription by RNA polymerase II. The transcript is spliced from 4 exons. The record is from RefSeq and is a predicted model, not a curated record. Gene Ontology annotation, cellular component: nucleus. NCBI's taxonomy places the organism in Eukaryota, Metazoa, Chordata, Lepidosauria, Squamata, Lacertidae. The coding region runs from base 364 to 1629 and encodes 421 amino acids. Gene Ontology annotation, molecular function: RNA polymerase II cis-regulatory region sequence-specific DNA binding; DNA-binding transcription factor activity, RNA polymerase II-specific.